Messenger RNA from Lachancea lanzarotensis, 1959 nucleotides. RefSeq names its product LALA0S10e00540g1_1 (gene RNH70). Lineage: Eukaryota; Fungi; Ascomycota; Saccharomycetes; Saccharomycetales; Saccharomycetaceae. The transcript has a single exon. Gene Ontology annotation, cellular component: nucleus. The record is from RefSeq and is a predicted model, not a curated record. The coding region runs from base 1 to 1959 and encodes 652 amino acids. Gene Ontology annotation, molecular function: nucleic acid binding; exonuclease activity.
AUGCCAGACCAUGCGGGAAAAACGACAGAAGAAGUCACAGCGACACAGGAACAGCUUAGAGAUGAGACGUCUUUUCAAUCUAAAGUCGCUCGACUGAGUAUAUGUGAAGACGGUAAAUCACGAGAAAUGAUCGUGAAAAGCAUCCAAGGUCUUGGUCGAAACUCUAGUGAUUCGCCGGUUGAUGAAGAUAAAGAAGACAAUGAACAACCAAAGCUCACACAGAUUGGACCAAAAAGUGGAUCAAAAAGAAGGAGACGAUCAAGCGGAAUCACACGUCCAAGCCUCGCUCACGUAAAGGGCAGCAAUGGCAAUGUUGUUUCUUCUUCUUUGUCGUCUUCGGUGGUAAUUCCGAAAAAGAAGAAAAAAACGUCACAGCCAACGCAGCUCACUAUCCAUCAGAAGUCUUACGAAAAAACUCUGUCGAUCAGAGAUAUACGAGAUCUAAUACUCUAUCUUUUUGACGAUACUAAUAAUGCGCCAAAAUGGCUGACGGUCGACAAUCGCUCCGCUACAAACAAAGUAAUAGUCCUUUUCGUGCCUGGUCUGCUACCAGAAGAUUUCGAAAACAACACGGAGCUUACUGGCGACGGUGAAAACGCAUCUAACUCUACCCACGAGCCACAAUUUUUACGUCAGAUGCAACGUGUGCCCGUCACAACACCAGGUUCGGCCAAUACAGUCUACUCAGCUUAUAAUGCCUUCGUGAACGUUAAGCUCACAAAAAAAGAGAAGGAGCUAAAGAAGCAGGAGCUAAGUAGCAAGAAGAUAACACUGAAUGACUUAGAACUUCGACUUGAUCAAUUGUUGGAGAGUGAAUACCCGAUUCAUUUAGAUACUCAUGGUCUUAGUAGUGAAGAAAGAGAGCUUUUGUCAGUGGAACACAGAGACCAGGAGCCCACGUGGAAAAACACACACGCAUUUGAGCAUGGUGGAUCUCGAACUUUCUCGAUGGAUUGCGAAAUGUGCAUGACCGACGAUGGCCUUGUUCUCACUCGCGUCAGUCUCGUUGAUUUUGAUUGUCGCCUCAUCUAUGACACCUUAGUGAAGCCAGAUGCUACAAUCACAGACUAUCUGACCAAAUACAGUGGUAUUACUGAGGAAAAGCUGAGAGACGUGACAACGACUCUUGAGGAUGUUCAGCGUGACAUAUUGAAGAUAGUUAGCGCCACAGAUAUCCUAAUCGGUCACUCUUUACAAUCUGAUUUGAACGUUUUGAAGUUGAGGCACCCUAAAAUUAUAGAUACCGCGAUAAUCUUUGAACAUAAAGCCGGCCCACCUUUUAGACCGGCACUGAAAUACCUAGCUUCUGAGUACUUGAGCCAAGAAAUACAGAAUAGCGAUGGACUGGGUCACGAUUCGUUCGAAGAUGCCCGAGCUUGUAUGGAGCUCACUAAACUUAAGAUAGUCAAUGGUCUGAGUUUUGGAGUAGGUAUCAACACUGAGAAUCUUUUCCACAGACUAGGCAAAAACGGCAUAAGGAGUAUGUGUCUGAACGACUAUGCACCAAAACCAAAUGGACUGGGCGGGACAGGGAAUACUACCGAAACAAGUGUGAGAUGUCAAAAUGAUGACCUCAUUUUGGAGAACAUUGGUGAGCAUCUAAACGAUUUCAAUUUAUUCGUGGGAAGGUUAAGGGAUAUUGAGUUUGCCAAAGGUUAUGCUGUGCCUUCUACAUCUGAGGCUAGAAUUUCGGAAGUUUCAGCUGCCCGAGACAAUUUCUUCACCAAGCUGCAAGAACUUUAUAGUAAGAGUCCACCCUCCACUGUCUUUUUGGUCUGCUCUGGUAAUGGAGAUACAAGAGCAUACAGCAAGAUUAUGGACGAACUCAAGAAGAUGAACAGGGAUGAUAGAGUUGAGGAAAGGAAGAAAAGGGAAAAAGAAGUUCAAGAAGCUGUUGUACAGGCUAGAGAGGCAUUAAUGUUACUAGCGGUCAGGCCACUGCCACUUGAUGAUGCUUAA